Molecule: messenger RNA, 1207 nt
Organism: Durusdinium trenchii
Lineage: Eukaryota; Dinophyceae; Suessiales; Symbiodiniaceae
Source: the annotation of a GenBank genome assembly
AGCACCUUGGGGCUCAAGAACUCCGCUUCUUCGCAUCCACGCAGCGCGCGUAUUCGCGCCCAUGGCACAGAUCACCAACCUCCCGAUGACCAGCACCAACGCGCCUGCACCGCUCUCCCCGAAGGCCGAGGGCUACGCCAACGACUACACGGCAGAGCCCAUGAAGAUCGUCUCUUCUUUGGAGACAUCACCAGGCAGCAAGUUGAGGGCGACCGCGCCAGUUUUUCUACCCAAGCAGUUUCAAGUGGAAUGCGAGAAGAAGCUCUACACCGAGGAGGAUGACUUGGCUUCGCCCACCAGCAAGGAUCCUGGAAGCCCUUCCUCGGUCAUGAGCCGCACCGGGACACGAGUCCAUUUCCCACCAGGCCUCGAGCCACCCGACGACACCCCGAGCCAUGGCUCUUCGUUGCACGCUUCGGGGCUUUGUAAGCCAUGCGCGUGGUUUUGGAAGGCUGGUUCCUGCCAAAACGGCAAGGAGUGCCUCCAUUGCCAUCUUUGCCCCAAAGACGAGUUGAAGAGUCGGAAAAAGGCGAAGUCGACCAUUAUGCGCUUGGGUUUGACCACUCCAAAGCCAACAGCGGGGGAGGAGCGCGUCUCAUUGGCAUUGAGCCAGUUCUGCUUCACUGAGCAACAGGUGGAGGUCGAGACAUCGGAACAAGGCUCCACCGCUGCGGCGACGGAAUCGGACAACACCACGCCGCGACAGACACAGGCGAAGCCCCUGAGUGCCGGCAGCGUCCUUCACGGCACAGGCGAGUGUCGUCCUUGCGCUUGGUUCUGGAAGCCAAAUGGCUGCCUCAAUGGUGUUGAUUGCCGCCACUGCCACGACUGUCCCCCCGGUGAGGUGAAGUCGCGCAAGAAGGGGAAGCAGGCCAUGCUGCGCCUCGGCUUGGCGACGCCGAAGGCCGGCAGCGAGGCACAUUUCGAAGCCCUGCAUUAAGUGGGCAGAGCAGAUUUUCUGCUGAGGUGCUGUGGUGGCCGGCCCAACUUGCGAUCUACUCGUGGAGAGGCCGAAAAAACACGUGUUUUGCCUUUGAAAAGUAGGCUACCUGCGGCGCAUUGGGGGUCCCUGGCCUGAGCCAAGAGGAAAUGGCACCUGCGGCCAGCCUUGCACACGCCAAGCUGCCUGGAUCCGCAGUCGUCCCCCUCAUUGCGGUGCCGGUGGGCACUUUCAGGGCCUGGGAGCUCGGUCGGAUCCAUCCAGUCA